CGGGGCUCGUUCGAGCUUGUUCGAGAGCAAAUAUUUCCAUGUUUGACUGAUUUGUACGAUUGCAUUUAGUAUAAAAUUACCUAGGUAUAUAAUCAUUAUUUAAUUCAUUUUUAAUUUCUUAUUCCAAUAAGUACAAAGUCAAAGUUGAAAAACAGACUCCGAUUUACUCCGAUCCAUUUAACCCAGUGAAGGGUCUUAGCGAAACUUUUUUUUUUUUUUUCUCAUACAAGUAUUUAAUCAUCCGACUGUCGCAUCAUAUCGCAAAACUCGUCACUAUUUUAAACACUCAAUCCUCGGGAAUAAAAUUAGUCGCAUAACAUCUAAGAACGCUCAAGAAACAAAAAGAAGCGAAAAUGAGCAACCAAGCCCUCGCAGAAGUGAUACUAACCUCACUCCCCAAGCUCGCGACAGGCAAAGUGCGCGAUCUCUACGACGUCGACGACAACACCCUGCUCUUCGUAACAUCGGACCGCAUCUCCGCCUACGAUGUUAUUAUGAAGAACGGAAUCCCGCAUAAAGGCGAGAUCCUGACCUUACUCUCCGCACACUGGUUCAAUGAACUACCGAAACGGGUACCGGGGCUACGCACCCAUUUCUUGGCUACGGAUGUACCGUCCAACGUUACAAUCGAAGAGGCUAGGGUGAUUCGGAAUCGCAGUAUGCAGGUUCGGAAAUUAAAGGUUUUCCCGCUGGAGGCGAUUGUUCGGGGGUAUGUUACGGGGGGUGCUUGGAAGGAGUAUAAAGACCAGGGCACGGUGCAUGGUAUGCGGCUCCCGCCGGGGUUGAAGCAGUGCGAUGCGGUACCCGGUGGUCCGAUUUAUACUCCUAGCACUAAAGCGCCGGCUGGUCAACAUGAUGAGAAUAUAAGUAAAGAAGAAGCUGCGAAGAUUGUGGGUGAUAGGUACGCGAAGCGGAUCGAGGAAUUGGCGUUGAAGAUCUUUAUCGCGGGACAGGAGUACGCUACGGAACGAGGGAUUAUUAUCGCGGAUACGAAGUUCGAGUUUGGCCUUGAUGAGGUCACGGAUGAGGUUGUGCUUGUGGAUGAGGUGUUGACCCCGGAUUCGUCGCGGAUGUGGCCGAAGGAUAGGUAUGAACCCGGGAGGGACCAGGAGAGUUUUGAUAAGCAGUUUUUGAGGAACUGGUUGACGGAGAAUGGGCUGCAGGGGAAGGAGGGUGUUGAGGUUCCGCAGGACGUGUUGGAGGCGACUAGUAAGAGGUACCUGGAGGUGUUCCAGAGAUUGACGGGGAAGAGCCUGGAGGAGACUACUCUCGGCUAGGGAUGAGAUGAGAUGGCUGGGCAAAUGAAAAGGGGAUAGAUAUUGAUAUAUAGGCGAUCAUUUGCCGACAAAAUGAAGAAACCCGAUUUGAUAAUUAAUG
This is a messenger RNA of Hypoxylon trugodes, 1377 nucleotides long. Its product is annotated as phosphoribosylaminoimidazole-succinocarboxamide synthase. Gene Ontology annotation, molecular function: phosphoribosylaminoimidazolesuccinocarboxamide synthase activity. Gene Ontology annotation, biological process: 'de novo' IMP biosynthetic process. NCBI's taxonomy places the organism in Eukaryota, Fungi, Ascomycota, Sordariomycetes, Xylariales, Hypoxylaceae. Bases 354 to 1277 code for a protein of 307 amino acids. The transcript has a single exon. Gene Ontology annotation, cellular component: cytoplasm. The record is from RefSeq and is a predicted model, not a curated record.